AUGGCAGCCUCAAAGCAACAAGAGCCCAUUGCCAUCAUCGGCAGCGCCUGUCGCUUCCCGGGAGGCUCGAACACGCCGUCCAAGUUUUGGGAGCUUCUUCAAUCUCCGCGAGACCUCCUUGAUCGCGUGCCUCGACGCCGGUUCGACUCGGCCGCCUACUUCCAUCCGGACGGCGACCACCAUGGCACCACCAACGCGCAGCACUCGUACUUCCUUGACGAGGAUCCUACGCUGUUUGACCACGGCUUCUUCAAUAUCCACCCGUCUGAAAGCGAGGCCAUUGAUCCCCAGCAGAGGCUGCUGAUGGAAACCGUCUACGACUCGCUGUGCGCCGUCGGUCGAACGACGGAGGAGCUCCGCGGGUCGCCAACCGCCGUGUACGUCGGCAUGAUGUGCGACGACUGGGCUCAGAUGGCAAAUCGCGAUUGGGAUCUCAUGCACAAGUACUCGGCCACGGGUACCAGCCGCGCAGUCAUCUCCAACCGCGUCUCGUACUUCUUCGACUGGCACGGGCCCUCCAUGACGAUAGACACUGCCUGCUCGUCGUCCCUCGUCGCCCUUCACCUGGCGGUGCGGGCUCUUCGCACCGGCGAGACCCAGAUGGCGAUUGCAGCCGGAGUCAACUUGAUACUGGCCCCUGGAAUGCUCACGCGGCCUGGACCUGCAGGCAUGUACAUUGCUGAAAGCAAGCUGCAUAUGCUUUCUUCGUCGGGACGGAGUCGAAUGUGGGACGCGGCCGCGGAUGGCUACGCCAGGGGAGAAGGCGUCGCAUCCAUUGUCCUGAAGCCCCUGAGCGCCGCCAUCGCGGACGGUGACCACGUCGAGUGCGUCAUCCGAGAGACGGGCGUGAAUCAGGACGGUAGGACGCCUGGUUUGACGAUGCCGAGCAGCACUGCCCAAGCGCAACUCAUCCGGGACACGUACACCCGCAGCCAACUAGAUGUCAACGACCCCCGUGACCGUCCGCAAUACUUCCAUGCCCACGGAACGGGAACCCCUGCCGGGGAUCCCCAAGAGGCACAAGCCAUCUCGCGUGCCCUGUUCGCAGACGGAGCACCUGACGACACUCUCUACGUAGGGUCUGUGAAGACGGUUAUUGGACAUACCGAGGGAACUGCUGGCCUUGCCAGCCUGAUAAGCACCUCCCUCGCCUUGCAGCACGCCGUCAUUCCGCCCAACAUGCACUUCAACAACCUGAGCCCAGCCGUGGCUCCGUACUACACCAAUCUGAAAAUCACAACCGAGGCCAUUCCGUGGCCAGCACCGCCUGCCGGCCAGCCUCGACGAGCAAGCAUCAACAGCUUCGGAUUCGGCGGCACCAAUGCACAUGUCAUCGUGGAGUCUUUCGAGCCCGCCCUUGUUGAGAAGUUCAAGACGGCGUCUUUCAUUCCCAUUACGCUUUCGGCAGCCUCUGGCAAGAGCCUUGCGGCCAUGCUGGCAGAUCUGGCAGACUAUGCCAGAAGCAACCCGGACACGAAUAUUCGGGACCUUGCCUAUACCCUGACUUGCCGUCGUUCGACCCUGCCGCAUCGACAGGUCAUUACGAGCAGCACCACGCACGAGCUGGUGGCCAAGAUUGACGCCAUUCUUGCAGAGAAGCCGCCCCGGGGUCUUGACACGUCGUACGUCGGCGUUUCGAAGCCGACUGUACUCGGCGUCUUCACUGGGCAAGGGGCUCAGUGGCCACGUAUGGGCGCGCAGCUUGUUGAAUCGUCCCCUCUCGCCGCUCAGCGGCUGCAACAGCUAGACGAUGAUUUAUCCCGUCUACCAGCGGCUGAUCGUCCCUCGUGGUCCCUGAGCGAGCAGCUAAGCGCCGGCGUCUCUGAAUCCCGCGUCCUCGAAGCGGCCAUAUCGCAGCCUCUCUGCACAGCCGUCCAGAUUAUACUGGUAGAUGUGCUGUCGCUGGCCGGGAUCAAGCUCCAUGCCGUCGUCGGCCACUCAUCCGGAGAGAUAGGCGCUGCAUACGCGUCCGGGUUCUUGUCGGCCGCGGAUGCGAUCCGCGUCGCAUACUAUCGUGGCUUACACGCCAAGCUGGCCAAGUCGCCGAACCGCGGCCAAAGGGGGGCGAUGAUGGCAGUCGGCACGUCCCUGGCUGAUGCUGCCGCCUUUUGCGAGUGCGCGGGUUUCAAGGGCCGGAUCCAGGUCGCGGCCUGCAACUCUCCUUGCAGCGCCACGCUGUCCGGGGACGAGGAUGCCGUUGCCGAGGCCGUCGAGCUCUACAGGCGCCGGGGCAAGUUUGCACGGCAACUCAAAGUCGACACUGCAUAUCACUCCCGGCACAUGAUGGACUGUGCUGGGCCGUAUCUCGACGCUCUGGAAGCAUGUGCAAUCACGACUCUGGGCGGAGGUGGCCCGGCUUGGUUUUCCAGCGUUGUGGAAGGGCGCCUCAUGUCGCAAGAGUCCCUCCAAUCCCGCUACUGGGUCGACAACAUGAGAAGCACGGUUCUGUUUUCUUCCGCCGUCAGUGCCGCCUGCUCCGCCGCCGGUCCAUUUGAGCUGGUUCUGGAGGUUGGGCCUCAUCCGGCACUCAAGGGCCCGUGCCUGGACGUGAUCAAAGAAUUCGGCGGCACACAGCCGCCAUAUGUAGGGCUUCUGUCACGGGGCAAGCCCGACCUUGACGAAAUCGCUACUGCCCUUGGGCACGUCUGGAUGCACCUGGGGGCUGGGUCGGUCGACUUUGACAGAGUCGAGACGGGCCUCUCGGGCCUCUCGACCCCGAAAAGACUCGUGCCCGGCGUCCCGGCGUAUCCGUUCGAUCAUUCCCGCUCGUUCUACUCUCUGACCCGCGUGUCCGGCAUGCAUCUCCAUCUUCACCAGCCGCCGCACCCUAUUCUCGGCCGACGCUGCGUCGAGCUCGAGACGGCCACAGAAGUUCGCUGGCGCAACAUCCUGCGGCCAAGCGAGGUGAGCUGGUUGAGCGGCCAUAAGAUACACGGCCAGACACUCUUCCCUGCUGCGGGCUACGUUGCCAUGGCCGUCGAGGCCAUGUCUCUCAUCGCCGGUGGCAAGCCGGUUAACAUGUUCACGCUGCAGCAUCUGGUCAUAGGCCGCGCCAUGACGUUCAACGACGACAAUGUCGGCCUGGAGACGUCGGUAAGUCUUCGCGUAUCCGAGUCCUCCGAUGCCCGCAUGCGAGCCGAGUUUCUCUGCCACUCCGGGCUGCCGUUUGACAAUGCUUCCACGCCGGGGCUCAAUGCCAGCGCGACCGUCAGUGUGUCUUUCGGCCAGCCAGACUCGGACAUUUUGCCGUGUAUGCAGGCAGAUGAUGUCAAUCUUGUAGACACGCGUGUUGACCGCUUCUACACGCACCUCGCCCGGCUGGGCUACAACUACAGCCACCCUUUUACCGGCGUCAGGUCCAUCGUCCGCAAGGCAGGGUUUGCUACGGGCGUCCUUGAGGACGAGUCCGGCCAGGGAUGGGAAGACGACCUCAUCGUCCAUCCCUCCUGGCUCGAUGCCGCCUUGCAAACUGGGCUCGCUGCACACAGCUGCCCGCAGGACAUGAGGCUGUGGACGUUGCACGUUCCCACCUCUGUCCGGUCGAUCAAAAUCAACCCUCACUUCACCAAGCUGGGACGCGGCAAGACGACAAGGCUGUCGUACAGGGCCUUCAUGGACGACUCCCCAACCCGCAUGACGGCCGACGUCGACGUCGUGGCCGAGGGCAGCAAGUCGUUCGUGCAGUUCGAAUCCAUCGGCCUGAAGCCCUUGGUGGCCGCAACGCCGGACUCCGACGCCGUCGUCUUCUCGCAAUUCGAGUACAGGCUUGCGGAGCCCAGCGGCGAGGAUGCCGUGUCGGCGGACGGCCACUUUCCCGCACACCAGGAGGAGGUUAUCUUGGCAAAGGAGCGCAUGGGUCUUUACUACAUCCGCCGACUGCUGGAAGCCAUCACGGCCGAGGAGGAAGCAACAGUGCUGCCUCACUAUCGCCGUCUACUAGCCUGGGGCCGGCACAUGCUGGACAAGGUCCGCUCCGGAAAGCAUCCUACGCUGCCCCCGGAGGCAGCCAGCGAUACCCACGACCUGGCGGAGGCUCUGGUUGCGAAGCACAGUUCCGCUGUCGACGUCCGCAUCACGGCAGCCGUGGGGGAGAAGCUCGUACACGCGGUUCGUUCCGGCCAGAGCACUCUCGAAUACAUGUUACAAGACGGCAACCUAGAUCGCUUCUACGCGGAGGCAGCCGGGCUCGGCGCCUCGAACGCGUGGAUGGGCAGGAUGGCUUCUCAAAUUGCACAUCGCUACCCUCACAUGCACAUCCUUGAGAUUGGCGCAGGGACUGGCGGCGCUACGGGGUCGGUCUUGCCGCAGCUCGGAACCUCGUUUUGCUCCUACACCUACACGGACAUCUCUGCCAGCUUCUUCGAGCGAGCCCGGGCAAAGUUUGGACGGUACAGCUCUCGGAUGAUAUAUAAGACGUUGGACAUGGAGAAGUGUCCGGCCGAGCAGGGCUUCGACGAGGGGUCCUACGACCUUGUCAUAGCGUCAAACGUCCUGCACGCCACAGGAAGGCUGCGGGAGGUCAUGACCAAUGUGAGGAGGCUGCUGAAACCCGGCGGUCGUCUACUCGCCCUGGAGAUCCUCAGCAACGAGUUCCUCGGGCUCGGCCUGAUCAUGGGCUGUCUGCCGGGCUGGUGGGCUGGCGCAGAGCAAGACGCGAGCCGCAGUCUGGGACCGGCGCUCGCGAGGCAGACAUGGCACAGUUUGCUUGCCGAGACGGGGUUUUCCGGUGUUGACACGGCCACCCCCGAGAUACACAGGCUUCAUGCCUACACCGUGUUCUGCGCCCAAGCAGUUGACGAGCGAGUAAAGAUGCUGCGGGAUCCCCUUGUCCCUGCGGCGCGUGGAACGACGGCGAGCCUCGCCAUUGUCGGCGGCGAGACGACCGAGGUCCAUCAGCUUGUUCAGCAGCUGUCUGGCAUUCUCGGGCCCCGUUACAGGAGCAUCAGCUGCUUCCGUUCCGUGCAGGCGCUUCAUGAGGCGGGCGUUCCGGAUUCGAGUUCUGUUCUGUGUCUGACGGAGCUGGAUCAACCGUUCCUGGAGACGAGGACGCGGCAAAAGCUGGAGGGUCUAAAAACGCUCUGGCGAAGUGGUGGAACCAUCUUGUGGGUUACUCGUGGUGCCCUCGACGACAAUCCUUAUUCCUCCCUGCUUGUUGGGCUGUCGCGAACCGUGCGUUUUGAGUACUCGAUCAUCAAUCUGCAAAUGCUCGACUUGGAUGCCAUUGCGCCGCAGACCGCGCAGCUGCUGGCCGAGUCCCUUGUUCGCAUCGAGCUCCUGGGGUCUUGGAAACGGGACUCGAACCCCAGCCGCGACUUGUUGUAUUCUUUCGAGCCAGAAGUCGUCUGCCGGGCCGGGCAGCUCCUCAUUCCUCGAGCAUAUCCGCACGAAAGGGCCAACAGCCGCUACAACACAUACAGACGGACAGUCUAUGAAACCGUUUGCAUGCACAAGUCGUCCGUCUCACUCGGAUCAAAUGGCUCCUCAUACUCGCUGCGUGGCGAGUCACCUUUGUCACGUCCAGAAGAGCGCCAGCACGGUCGACCGGUCAAGGUGCUCAAGGUGUCGCAGUCGCUCUUGCAAAUGAUCAUGAUUCCCGGGGCAGGCUUCUUGAGUCUGGUAGCAGGCGUGGACGAAGCCACCGGAGAGCACGGAGUCGCCUUGUGCGAAGCGACUCGAUCGUCAGUUGCCACGUUGGCAGAAUGGACAAUAACCACGCCUGGCGCAGUGGCCGCAGAAAGCCUCGCGCAAUUCGCAGCCCAUCUCCUUGCUCGAGGCGUCUUUUCCAUGGCACCGAGCGGCGGCACUGUGCUCGUGCUUGACGUCGACCAAGGGCUCGCUCUCACGCUCGUCAAGGAGGCCGGCAGGCUCGGUGCUCGCAUUCAACUCGCCACGUCCACAAAGGACUCGGCAGUCAGGGGCGUCGCCCACGUUCAUCCCGACCUGCCCGGACGGUAUGUAAAACGCGUGAUUCCUGCCGAUGUUACGCUUUUUGUGAACCUUUCGCAUACACCAGCCGGCGCAAAGUCUGGCGGUCUCAUUUCCGAGCACCUCCCACAGCACGUCCCAGUUGUUUCGGCAUCGCAACUCUUCAGUACGAAGAGCACAGUGGUCCCAGGCGUCUCGACCGAGACGGUUGGAAGAGUCUUCAGGGACGCCUGGGAGGAGUUCCGGCCGAGUUCUGACGCCGUUGUCCAAGCCACCAUAAUACCGCUUCGAUCCGUAGACGGCCAUCGCGUAGGCGGCGAGCCUCUGGCUGUCGUGGACUGGAACGCGGAAUCUGUCAGGGUGGCAAUCCAGCCUAUCGACUCGGCCCAAAUCUUCCGCGGCGACGGAACAUACUUCCUGGUCGGGCUCUCCGGUCAACUUGGCCAGUCGCUAUGCCACUGGAUGGUCAAGCACGGCGCUCGAAACGUGGUGCUUACGAGCCGGAACCCAAAGGUAGACCCCAAAUACGUAAAGUCGAUCCAGAGGCUCGGUGCCACAAUCAAAAUCAUGCCCAUGGACGUUGCGGACCGCAACUCACUCCACGCGACCUGCGAGGAACUCCGCGACACGAUGCCGCCCAUUAUCGGGGUCGCCAAUGGCGCCAUGGUACUGGAGGACGAGCUGUUUGACAAGCUUUCAUUCGAGUCGUUCGACCGCUCACUCGCCCCCAAGGUCGACGGGAGCCGCCACCUCGACGAGCUCUUCCGCAACACACGCCUCGACUUCUUCAUCCUCUUCUCCUCGCUCGCCAGCGUCAUCGGAAACGCCGGCCAGUCCAGCUACGUCGCCGCCAACCAGUACAUGGUCGCGCUCGCCGCGCAGCGCAGGAAGCGCCGUGUCCCGGGCUCAGCCGUGGCCAUCAGCUCGCUGCAAGGCAUCGGCUACUUCUCGCGCUCGGCCAUGGACCAAGACCACUUCACCAGGCUCGGGUACAGAAACAUCUCCGAGCAGGACUACUUCCAGCUCUUCGCCGAGGCCAUCGCCGCCGGCAGGCCAGGCAACCCCGACAGUCACGAGGUCAUAUCCGGCCUCAGCCCCAUCCACGAGGACGCAAUCAAGACCCAGACGCUAAAGGACCCCAAGUUCGGCCACUUCGUCAUGAAACACCGCGACAAGCAGGUCCCGUCCCACGGCGCCUCACACGUCCCAGUAGCACGGCAACUGGUGCAAGCAACGUCCCGUGAGGAAGCCCAGGCUCUGGUCCAAGACGCCCUUGCGGAUCGACUGCGGCGCAUUCUCAUGCUUUCUCCCGACGAGGCGGUUCGUGACAAGCUUCCCCUUGUGGAGCAGGGGGUCGAUUCCCUCGUCGCCGUCGAGAUCCGCACGUGGUUCAUGAAGGAGUUGCACGUCGACGUUUCCGUGGUCAGGAUUCUGAGUGCCUCCGUGACAGUCGCGGACCUUGUUGCGGAUGCCGUAGGGAGCCUUGCCCCAUCUCUUGUGCGCGGCGCCGCGCAAGAGUCUGGGACCUUGGCUCCCGCUGCGGGGGCUGUGUUUGCAGAAUCCUUGAUUCGAGACGGCUCUUCACAGCUCACGAACGGCCCGUCAUCUUGGAGUAGUCAAGGAGGCGUGUCUACACCGGAUACCCAGCCCUCGUCCCCCAAACCAGCGUAG
Messenger RNA from Metarhizium album ARSEF 1941, 7596 nucleotides. RefSeq names its product Beta-ketoacyl synthase. The record is from RefSeq and is a predicted model, not a curated record. The transcript has 7 exons. Bases 1 to 7596 code for a protein of 2531 amino acids. NCBI's taxonomy places the organism in Eukaryota, Fungi, Ascomycota, Sordariomycetes, Hypocreales, Clavicipitaceae. Gene Ontology annotation, molecular function: 3-oxoacyl-[acyl-carrier-protein] synthase activity; phosphopantetheine binding; fatty acid synthase activity. Gene Ontology annotation, biological process: secondary metabolite biosynthetic process; fatty acid biosynthetic process.